Molecule: messenger RNA, 1330 nt
Organism: Amoebophrya sp. A25
Lineage: Eukaryota; Dinophyceae; Syndiniales; Amoebophryaceae
Source: the annotation of a GenBank genome assembly
CCAGUAGAUUUAGGAUCCCCGGGGGUUAAGUCUCCAGUUUGUAUAUAAGAAAACCAAACCUUAACCUCCAAAAAGAUGUCCCGCUUUGUGAAAUCGUGCGCGAUGAUGGCCGUCGCCGUGGAAGGCGUCAAACUUGCAACCCCGCAUGCAGCGGCGGGAAGGGGCACGAGGCUACGCCACGCUAUAUUCUGGUUCAAGCUAGAUGGCAAGCAAUGUAAAGACCUCUCGGCGGAGGAGAAGACGGAGGCUUGCGGCGCUGGUGCGGAAGUGAAGGAUGCAAAGAUCUCUGUGGAAGUCUGGGAAAAAGCCAGGCAGAAGUACGACGGGGAAUGGGAAUCCCUCACUGGUGCUGCAGACACUUUCUCUGACGUCUGGGGGGCAAAAAUGGUGUCACUUCAGAAAAAAACUCUUGUCGAUGCUGCGAAGCAGGUUUGCUGUCCUUCCAGCCAACCAGCCAGCCAACCAACCAACCAGCCAACCAAUCAACCAACCAACCAACCGACCAACCAACCUAAGUGCUGCUAGAAUAUGCAGUAUGAUUUCUUCGAGUAGCAACUCGAACUCUAGAAGUUGUACUAGUGGUGCGCGAGGACCUCCUCGGUGCAUCCUGAGGACCAUGCGUCCUUUAAAUGCCAGAUUCCUCAUGAAGGAGCCUUGCCGAAAGUCAUGCAGAAGUUUCCAGCAAGCCCAGAUGAGCCACAGGCUUUGCACGAGUUGGAUGAUCAACUACGAACUGGAAAUAAUGAGGCUUUUUGCUGUUGGCCUCAACUAUGGAGGAAGUGUUUCAUAAUUGAGUCUUGUAUAUUGAACAAAAGGAAAAGCGAUUGCAAGGGCCGUAUCCGUCUACGGUUGUAUUUUAGACAAGAAUAUUUAGUCGUCGUCGUGGAGGUGGUCAUGGUGGUCGCGGAAUAGCUUCAAAUCAUGAUGCACUUGUAGUAAUAUUCGCCAAGAGUUUACUACUGCUGCACUUUUUCCUAAAAAUAUUGAUAGUCAACGAUAAUAAAUUAGAGAAAUAGAAUAUACCAGGAAAGCUUACGCUUACCAUUGCCUUGAGGUAGUUUUUCUACUAGAAGCUAGUAACAAAUAAAGCAAAGUCGCUAACUUUUUUUAGAAGUGAACAACUCUAGGCUCUUGUGUUUGUCGCGCGUCUUGUAGAGAAGACAAGACCCGAGAAAGGAGAUCAAUGCAUAAAACGAUCGUCAAAAAUAACAGCACGAGGCGACCGACUCUCACAUUGGUAAGGGCAAAUUGCGAAUGAACAAAAGAAUUUUCAAUCUGUGAAAUUGUAAAAAUGUCGAAUAUAACAAGAAGGGAUUUAAGAUUGGAAAAC